AUGCACUUCACACUCGCUACCGUGCUCGCGCUGGCAUCUGCGCCCAUUGCCAUGGCCCAGAUGGGGUCUGGCACCCUCGGCCCGGUCCCUACGCCCGCGGUGCCCACGCCCGCUGUGCCCACGCCCGCUGUGCCCACGCCCACCUAUCCGACGACUCAGAUCCUGCCUGUCCCGGGCUGGAACUCGACGACCGACAGUUUCAACACGCUGGCCGCUCUGUACGCGAAAAGCGCCACUGAGCUGUCCGCGCAGGUGUUCAACAUUGCCCAGAAGAACAUCGCGCUCAGCGGUUCCGGCACCAUAGCGUACAGCUACGACAUCCAGGCGGACCUGGCCGCAGCUCUCGCCACCGUGAACAACCUCUUCUGGAGCACCGCGUACGAGGGCGAGGAGAGGGUGUGCGCGAUUGUGCGAUCGAUUAACGAGCAGAACGUUGGCACCGUGCGCGGCAACCUGCUUAUUGCCAUCACCGCCGAAGCCCAGGCCGUCAUCCGCAUCGCCAUCACGCUCGGCAACACCGUCGCCGCGGUGCAGAGCCAAAUCCGCGAGUUCACCAACGCCGAGAAGACCGUCCUUGCGACCCUGAUCCGCGCCAUUGCCACUGCCGCAGUAGCGAGCACCGGGCCCCUCGCGAAGCUCAACGCUGGGUUGACUGCAACCGGUAACACAGCGCUGAACGAGGCGAUCGACAGUCUGCAAGUGGCGGUCGCAGGACUGCAGGCGGCGGCGACGAUCAACUGGACGUUCGAGUAG
Boeremia exigua is the source of this 753-nucleotide messenger RNA. RefSeq lists its product as uncharacterized. The record is from RefSeq and is a predicted model, not a curated record. Lineage: Eukaryota; Fungi; Ascomycota; Dothideomycetes; Pleosporales; Didymellaceae. The coding region runs from base 1 to 753 and encodes 250 amino acids. The transcript has 4 exons.